AGAGCCCUCGCUUUCCUGCUGGCAUCACUGCCCUAAACUGCCUUAUAACAUCCACAAUGGCAUUCAACGGAACCUGGCAGGUCUACGCUCAAGAGAACUAUGAAGCGUUUCUGAAGGCUCUUGCAUUGCCAGAUGACCUUAUCAAACUCGCCAAAGAUAUUAAGCCUAUCGUUGAAAUACAACAAAAAGGAGAUGACUUUGUUGUGACAUCAAAAACACCCAAGCAAUCUGUAACGAACUCAUUUACGCUUGGAAAAGAAGCUGACAUUACUACCAUGGAUGGCAGAAAGCUAAAGUGUACUGUGAACAUGGUAAAUGGGAAGCUUGUGUGCAAAUCAGACAAGUUCUCUCACGAGCAAGAAAUUAAAGGAAGUGACAUGGUGGAGACUAUGACUUUUGGUGGAGUAACACUUGUCAGAAGAAGCAAGAAAAUUUAAAGACAGAUCACCUUCUUUGUGACAUCUUUACAUACCUAGAAUAAAGUGCAGUUUCCACAAGGUGUCAUCUUUGUUAUCUGAAAAAACAGUACAGAAAAGAUAAUUAGAGUUUCUGCUCUCCUUUCAAACACAUAUCACCUCCCAUUAUUUUAAGACUGUUUUCCCCGAGUACACUUACAGAUCCCUUCUUUACUCAAAGUGACAGAAGUCUGCCUCCUAACAACCAAACCUGGACACUAACUGGAACACUAUGAUUUAUCAUAAUAAUCCUUGGGAGUGGACAGAAGCUGAUAUAAAUUUUUUCCUGAUUUCUUACAUAAUCAGAGAACAUAUUCAGCUUUAGUUCCUUUGUUUAAUAAAGUUCGGUCUUCUACUAAAAA
Messenger RNA from Calidris pugnax (ruff), 817 nucleotides. Its product is annotated as fatty acid-binding protein, liver. Gene Ontology annotation, biological process: fatty acid transport. The transcript has 4 exons. The record is from RefSeq and is a predicted model, not a curated record. Gene Ontology annotation, molecular function: fatty acid binding. Gene Ontology annotation, cellular component: nucleus; cytosol. Lineage: Eukaryota; Metazoa; Chordata; Aves; Charadriiformes; Scolopacidae. Bases 57 to 437 code for a protein of 126 amino acids.